GCGAAAUGAGUAAACGCUCUGACAUACCGCCAGGGUUAAUCAGUCCGUUACAUAUGCUCGAUGUUAGAGGGAGUUGACGGCGACAUUUGGCACUAUUGGCAAUAAUCUCGAGCAGCAACUUCUAACGAUAAUGCGCCUACGGAUACUACGGAUACGUUAACGACAAAGCGCUCUCUUGUAUACAAUCAUUUUGCUUUUUAGACCGUGAGACAUGAAUGCGGAAAGCAUGACAUACGCAUAUAUCUCGGAGCCCGUGGAAUUUAGGCAGCUGCAGGGCAAAGCAGUUGACUUUAGAAAAACCUUUGAUGUGCGGGGUCAGGGCAAUGAUGAAAUGCUGCAGCUGUAUCUGCGCAAGGCCCACUUGGACGAAAAUGUGGAACAGAUGCCAGCGAUUCAGCGACGCACAUAUGUUUAUGACAUAAUUAGAAGCAAUAAGGGUCCAGGUUAUUGGGUGCCACCUUCUAUGCAGCUGAGUAGCGACGUCUUUGCACAUCCACCGCCAGCUGUUUUACCACCGCCCACUAUGAAGAGCUCACCAUUUAACGAACGACGUACAGGUGCACAGAUGAAAUCUUCCGCCUCUAGCAGCAGCCUGGGCAGCUUAGGCGGCGGCACUGCGCCGCUGCCUGGACCCAGCUUUGCCAGCAGUGUGGUGGUCAGCAGCAAGGGCUCCAAAUAUGAAAUUAGCGGACCCAUAAAUUUUCAGCAUGUCUCUGGUGAUGUGACCAGAGAUCGCACACGCAAUGCCUUCGAUUUGAGUGCUGGCAAUCAGGAUAAUGUGCUGAAGAAGUAUAUGAUGGAACAUGGCAUUACCGAACAGGAUAUAGCUGGAAUGAAUCGCAAGGAUAUUAUCAAAAACAUUGUACACUCAAAUGCCACAUGGCAGCCCAGCAAAGCUGAGAUGAAGGCGUCCAAGGGCAUGACAUUACCGCCUGCUCCAACGCCAACGCUUGUUUAUGCCACUAUAAACACCAAUAAUCAGCUUACACCGCCGCCUUCACCAAAGCCUGUACAGAAGCCGCUGUCCAAUUAUGCCACAAUUACAUCACGUUUUAAAGAUAUCUCUGAUAUGGAUUGGCCAGCCACACCGAGCUCUUCCGCACCGCGACGUGCACCUUUGGGUAAUAUAGUGCCCAUACAAGUGUCGGGUGGUUCAAAAGUGCCGCCACCACCCUCAACCGUUACUGCAGCUAAUGUACAUGUCAAUCCAGCCGCGGUUGAAGUGCGUCCAGCACCUCUGAAGACACAAUCUGAUAUUUAUGCCACGAUUGCGCCACAAAGAAAAGCAGGCCAAAUGCGUGUGCCACCGCCUACGCCGCCCAAACCUACCACACCGUUACCAGUGCAAUAUAAAGCACCAGCUGCACCAAAAUUGCAACCUGUAGCCAAUCCUGUUGCUUUUCCACAACAGUCAAAGUGCCGCACAUCGGCCGCUCCUGUUGCGUUUACACAACAGUCAAAGAGCCGCACAUCGGCCGCUCCUGUUGCUUUUCCACAGCAGUCAAAGAGCGGCACAUCGGCCGCUCCUGUUGCUUUUCCACAGCAGUCAAAGAGUGGCACAUCGGCUGCUAUACCGCCUCCUCCUCCACCGCCACCACCAGCGGCAGCUGUGCCUGUUCCACCGCCUCCGCCACCAUUAUUAGCAGCAGCAGUUCCAGCUGCACCAAUCAUGCAAAAGUCUGAACAGCGAAAGCCGGCCCCCGCAGCCGGAGGUGACAAUCGUGAUGCUUUCUUGGAAAGCAUACGCAAUGGCGUAGCUUUAAAGAAAGUCGACAAGAAAGCAGCUACUAUAAGUGGGGUCAAGCCACGCGCCGAAAAGAAACCACCAGCAGGUGAUUUCCUUAGCGAGCUUAAGCUGGGCAUCACAUUGCGACGCGUUAAGAAUCCGGCGGACAAUCCGUUCUCUGAUGCCAAUUCAAAUGCAGAUGAGUCCCAAGCAUAAACUAACGGCGAAGCUCUCAACAAAGUGGCAGCACCGCUGUGAAUCGACAUUUCUAUCGAUACUUUUAUUACACCUGUUUACCUGUGAAAAAUGUAUGAAAAUAAACUAAAGAACUUAUUUAUUCUGUUAAGCAUAGCACAGAAAAUUGAUAAAAUCAAUAAAGUUGGAUUUAUACAUCUUUA
Molecule: messenger RNA, 2124 nt
Organism: Drosophila busckii
Lineage: Eukaryota; Metazoa; Arthropoda; Insecta; Diptera; Drosophilidae
Gene: Whamy
Product: formin-like protein 20
Exons: 6
Coding region: 212-1942 (576 amino acids)
Molecular function (GO): actin binding
Source: RefSeq, a predicted model, not a curated record